AUGGCACCACAAAAAUCCGUUACCGAGGUGCCGCGGUCUAUACUCCCUCGCUUGACAUGGAAUGGCUCCUCUGCUCGGACUACUGUUCCUACCCCCCAGAGCAACAUUCUAUCAGCAAAGCAGCAACAAAAAACGCUACGCAUACAUAGCCGGAACUCUGCUGGGCGACGACUGCAUACUUUGACCUUUUCUCCUCACUCUUCUACAUCCGUCUCCGCAGUAGUCGGAGAGCCGACCUUAUCAUCGAUAUCUAGACGAUUACUGGAAUCAACAAGCCUAUCAAUCAGCCGACCAGCGCCCAUAGGUAAUCCUAUCCGAUAUAAUGGUGUUUAUGUCGCUGCAUUCAAACCAGCUCGGCGCGCUUUCCAUGCCUCCGCCCCCCAACAAAGAGACCACCAUUUCGAUACGUUAAAGUUCGUUCAGCGGUUGAAAGAGGAAGGUUUCAGUGAGGAACAGGCUGUCGCAAUGAUGCGAGUUCUAAAUGAUGUUAUCCAAGAGUCUAUUCAGAAUCUAACCCGGACAAUGGUCCUCAGAGAAGACACCGAAAGAUCGACGUAUACUCAGAAAGUCGAUUUCGCUAAACUCCGCUCCGAACUACUCAACGCGGAUUCAACCGAAGCGCAACUAACACGUUCGUCACAUGAGAAGAUUGCUGCAGAUCUAGCUAAGCUCAAUUCACGACUUCGGGAUGAGAUUGGGCGCACACAAGCAUCCGUUCGUCUGGACCUAAACCUUGAAAAAGGUCGUAUUCGAGAAGAAGCAAAUAGCCAAGAAAUGCGAAUAAAAGAGACGGAAACACGAAUAGAGCAAGAGGUGGCAGGUUUGAGAGAACGCGUAGAGGCCGUGAAGUUCUCUACGCUACAGUGGCUGAUGGGUGUUUGCACGGGUACCGCUGCUUUGAUUCUCGGUGCCUGGCGUCUCUUUAUUUACGUUGUAACUAUGUUGCUUCGCACAGUUUUAGGGCUUCUUUCUCUUUUAGCAGCUCCUUCUAAGGGCACAUUAGAAGUAUUUCAAGUUUGUCAGCCUGUUCAAUACCGGGGAGAGGACAACACGCAUUGUGACCAAAACGUACUGCUCAUGGAGCAUGUAUUUGCCUCGAGCUAUGGACACCCCUUUAUAGGAUACUACAGUCCACCCAAAUGUGAAUUCGACACAGUUAAGAUUAAUCUCACGGUUACCUCCCAAGGCCGCCAAUUUGAUCGAUUAGCACUUCUGUUUCUUGGAGAUACAGAGGUAUUCCGCACUUCAACAGCGGAACCUACGGCUGACGGAAUUGUCUGGACCUAUAUAAAGGAUAUGUCGCAGUAUAACGCACUAUGGCAGACACGGCAAAAGCUAAUUUUCGACCUUGGAAACAUUAUAAAUGAUUUAUAUACCGGCCCUUUCGGUGUGACUCUGACAGCAUAUUUCUCCCGGGAGGGUCAUGUCAGGACCGCAGACGUAAUUCUCCCAAUAUCUAACAAGAAGUCAGCCUCCAACUCGUCAAGUGCCUUUACUGUUCCUGGAGAUAAUACAAAGAUACUGUACCAGUUACCUCCUAAUAUUUCGCGUGCAGUUGUGUCCAUUUCCGUAUGUGGCCAGUCUACUGAAGAGUUCUGGUGGUCCAAUGUCUUUUCGUACGAUACGGAGACUUUCAAUGCCACAAUUGGCGAGCUUUAUGGUUACUCCCCCUUUCGCGAAGUUCAGCUCUAUGUUGAUGACAUCCUUGCCGGUAUUAUAUGGCCAUUUCCUAUAAUCUUUACUGGUGGUGUUGCGCCAGGUUUUUGGCGUCCGAUUGUUGGAAUAGACGCCUUUGACCUGCGACAACCUGAAAUCGAUAUUUCGCCCUUCCUCCCCAUUCUCAAAGACGGACAACCUCAUUCAUUUGAGAUCAAAAUUGUCGGCUUGAGUGUUUCACGAAACGGGACCGUCACGUUCUCUAGCCGCGUCGGCUCAUAUUGGGUUGUAACCGGAAAUAUCUUCCUGUAUCUGAGUGAUUCUGCCUUGGAUAGAACUAGCUCCGGAACAGAGAAGCCCUACGUCGAUGCGCAUACUCCACAAUUUAAAGCCACGCGGAGCCUUGUCAAGAAUCAGGCUGGAGGGAAUGACUCUCUGAACUACUCUGUUCUUGUUGAAAGGACCCUUUCAAUAAGAUCAUCCGAGUUCCUAUGGAGUCAAAACCUCACAUAUUCCAAUUUUGGUCUGUUUAACCAGCAAGGCAUGAGCCAAUCGACCAAUCAACACACAGCUGGGAGGUCUACUAUCAUAGCCUUCGGAGCCAACCAAACAUCAAAUGAGGUCCUUUUCGAAUAUCCCUUGUCUGUGAAUCAAACGUAUCGCCCUACCGAUGCUGGGCUUUCUAUCCACGCUCAGAUGAGUAGGGGUCUCGACAUCAAAACAACAGGGGCAACCGGUAUUUCUACUUAUACUCUCAUCUCGGGACCAUCACGCUUGCACACUCAACAAUGGGGCGAAGCAUUCUAUCAACCCACGGAUAACAGCUCUAUAUCUUUUGGUGAUACAACCGAUGUAUUUGAGAGCAGUAAUAUCCUGGGUCACUACAAAAGGUCGGUCCGAGCAGUGAACGGGAGUAUUGUGUCCGAUACAGAUGAUACAGAUGACCAGUCACCUAGUUUGAAUGACCAGAGCGAUCAUGACUCUCUCUUGAGAUAA
Messenger RNA from Aspergillus bombycis, 2652 nucleotides. RefSeq lists its product as uncharacterized. The coding region runs from base 1 to 2652 and encodes 883 amino acids. The record is from RefSeq and is a predicted model, not a curated record. The transcript has 5 exons. Lineage: Eukaryota; Fungi; Ascomycota; Eurotiomycetes; Eurotiales; Aspergillaceae.